Messenger RNA from Exserohilum turcica Et28A, 534 nucleotides. RefSeq lists its product as uncharacterized. The coding region runs from base 1 to 534 and encodes 177 amino acids. The transcript is spliced from 2 exons. Lineage: Eukaryota; Fungi; Ascomycota; Dothideomycetes; Pleosporales; Pleosporaceae. The record is from RefSeq and is a predicted model, not a curated record.
AUGUCCUGGCCGGCGCUCGGUAAUGAUCAAGGUGCUCAGCUAAAUGAAUGGCUCAACAAUGUUCCUACUCUGCCAGCGAUUCAGCUGCAAUCGGCAAAGAUUACAUCCUGCGAGGACGCGGCCAAUCAUACAAUUUGCCCAGUGCCAAUUGCCUCAGGUUCACAACAGACACAUCUAGCUUCCACUCGGGAACAUGCAUCUCCGCCAUGGGAGUACUUUGACUUCCCUGGGGCCCCAAUAUCGGCCUUAGAGCCAGUUGAGGAGGCUAUCUGCAUCGAGCCCUUGAAUCAGCUGACUAUGGAUUCUUUGAUGGCACAGGCAUUCAGCAAUCCAGUCACAGAGGAAAAUGUGUCAAGCACGACGACACUCUGUUCAUGGGCUUUUUCGCUCAUUCUCAAGAGUAACCCAAAAGGGUACACUGCUAAAGACUUGGAUUUUAGACUUCGCGUAAGAUAUAGACACGGUGCCACGCCAACUGAAGGCUGUCGUAUCGAGAACAAAGUCUUGCUGAAUGUCCUUGCGGAUAUUAUGUAA